Dimorphilus gyrociliatus is the source of this 523-nucleotide messenger RNA. The record is from the annotation of a GenBank genome assembly. NCBI's taxonomy places the organism in Eukaryota, Metazoa, Annelida, Polychaeta, Dinophilidae.
AAGUCACAAAGUUUCUCUAGACUCAAAGAAAAUCAUGUACGGCCUUGCUGGUUACGGAAGAACACUUAUGAAGCACCCAAACUGGGUUUUGUGCUACGGUGGAGAUAUCCCAGAUAGAGCAUUCCCAGCUGGCAUCAGUGAAGAUGGUGAAGCUGUUCUUGUUGGUAGAUUCAUCAUUGAAGAUGCUCUUACCCCCGGAAAAGUUAAGGCAUCCCAAGGCAAAUGUUACGUUCCAUUCGGUGGUGACGAAAAAGAUUCUGAAGAAUACGAAAUCCUAGUUGAAACUGAUGACGCCAGCUUUGAUUGGCUCCCAAACUCCGGUGGCAACGUACCAGUAGGGGCUGUUAUUGGCGGUUACAAAGCCGAUGGAAACAAAAUCUACAUCGGAAGAACCUACCACGAAGGAAAAAUCAUCGUCGGAAAAGUUAACGUUGAACAAGGAUGUCUUUACAUCGCCGAUUCUGGUGCUGAACAUAGAUACGACGACUACGAGAUCUUGGUCUGCAAAACCAUAGAUUUAUAA